Labeo rohita (rohu) is the source of this 8624-nucleotide messenger RNA. RefSeq names its product dystrophin related protein 2 (gene drp2). The coding region runs from base 758 to 3388 and encodes 876 amino acids. Gene Ontology annotation, biological process: synaptic signaling. The transcript has 24 exons. Gene Ontology annotation, molecular function: protein binding; zinc ion binding. NCBI's taxonomy places the organism in Eukaryota, Metazoa, Chordata, Actinopteri, Cypriniformes, Cyprinidae. Gene Ontology annotation, cellular component: plasma membrane. The record is from RefSeq and is a predicted model, not a curated record.
AUCAAGGCAGUGAGAGCAAAGCUCUACGGCUUUACGUUUUACAGCCAGUCUCAUAAACGUGAGCGCCUUCAACUCUGCGUGACACAUUUUCGUGUUUAUGAUGGGCUCUGGAGAUGCUUCCCGACGAUGUGUCCCCUCUCUGGUUCGUGCUAUUUUCAGCGCGAUCGCGUCACGAUGCCGUCCAGCAAACUUCGUCUGGAGUGAAUGAAGAAUACGCGCACACCUCCGGGAUUACAGCUCAGGCGUUAUCGUGAAUUGAGGCAGGUGUAGAACUUCGAACGAUGAAUUCUACGAGCGCAAAACUACGAGAUCUACCUUGCUCUGCUGAUGUCCUUGUUCAUGUAUGAGAGAUUAUUCGUUCAUCGCCGACUGCCCGAUCAUCACUUCUCCACUCUCAUCCCGCAGCUUUUCGCUUUUCAUCUGAGCGUCCGUGUAAAAUGGAAAUCUGAAGUGCUCCACUUUCGCAGUUUCUCACCUUUCGGAGAAAAAGGUCCCAGGAUACGCAAAUUGCCAGGUCUUCUCCUCUUCUCUGUUCUGCCCCACUGGCUGCUCCUGGCUUCUGGAGAACGCCUCCUCUCCACGCUGCCUCGGACACCAGGAACCUGCCGCAACGUCAAUCACGUCCUCACAGCUGGCUGCAGGGCGGCCCUCGUGGCCGGGAUGCCACUGUGUACCCUGCCAGUCGGCGGUGGAUCCUGAGGGGCAGGAACUGCCCACCCAGUGCAGGGGGCAGAGGAACAAGCACCCUGACAACGACAUGAAUCUCUGCUGGAACGAGAUCAAACGCAAAUCCCACAACAUCAGGGUACGGCUGGAGGCCUUUUCGGACAACAGCGGGAAGCUCCAGCUGUCCCUGCAGGAGAUCAUCGAAUGGCUGACAGCUAAAGACGAGGAGCUGUCCGAGCAGCUGCCCAUAGGUGGUGAUGUCGGAGCGGUGCAGCACCAGCGGGAGUUCCACCAGGCUUUUAUGGAAGAUGUCAAAUCCAGAGGGCCUUACAUCUACUCUGUGUUGGAAUCGGCUCAGACCUUCCUGGCACAGCACCCAUUCCAGGAGCCCGAGGAGACGUUGCCUGAUGGCAAAGAAGUCUCUCCUCGACGGCGAAUGCUGAAUGUAAGUCGCUCCGUGUGGAAGCAGGCCAACGUGGCCAGUGACCUGUGGGAGAAGUUGACGGCGCGCUGCGUGGACCGACACCGGCACAUGGAGCGAACCCUGGAGAGGCUGCUGCAGAUCCAGGCUGCCAUGGAGGAGCUGGCUGUGGCUCUGGAGCAGGCUGAGGGAGUGAGGGACGCCUGGGAGCCAGUGGGAGACCUGUUUAUCGAUUCGCUCCAGGACCAUAUAGACGCUACCAAGCUGUUUAAAGAUGAGCUGACCCAGGUGAAGGAAGGAAUGAAGCACAUAAAUGACCUGGCCCACCAGCUGGCCAUAUCUGAUGUGCACUUGUCCAUGGAGAACGCCAGAGCUCUGGAGCACCUCAACAACAGAUGGAAACUUCUGCAGGGGUCUAUUGAAGAACGUCUAAAACAGUUGCAAGAUGCCCACAGAGAUUUUGGCCCUGGAUCACAGCACUUCCUUUCCAGCUCAGUGCAGAUUCCUUGGGAACGUGCCAUAUCCCCCAACAAAGUGCCAUACUACAUCAACCAUCAGGCUCAGACAACCUGCUGGGACCAUCCAAAGAUGACUGAAUUAUACCAAGCUCUGGCGGACCUGAACAAUAUCAAGUUCUCUGCAUACCGGACGGCCAUGAAGCUGAGGCAUGUGCAGAAGGCUUUAAGAUUGGACCUGCUAAAGUUGAGCAGCGUGGUGGACGUGUUUAGAGAACAGGAGCUGCAGCAUGCAGAGCACGUGAUGGAUGUGGUCGAGGUCAUCCACGCUCUCACUUCCCUGUAUGAGAAGCUAGAGGAGGAGAGGUCCGUUCUGAUCAAUAUCCCCCUGUGCGUCGACAUGUGUCUCAACUGGCUGCUGAAUGUUUAUGACAGUGGUCGUAAUGGUAAGAUGCGAGUGCUCUCCUUCAAAACAGGCCUGGUUAUUCUAUGCAACGCAGACAUCCAGGAAAAGUAUAAAUACCUUUUCAGACAGGUGUGCGGUCCAGGUGGACUGACAGAUCAGAAGCAUCUCAGUCUCUUACUGCACGAGGCCAUUCAAAUCCCUCGGCAGCUCGGGGAGGUGGCGGCGUUCGGAGGGAGCAACGUGGAGCCCAGUGUCCGCAGCUGCUUUCGAAUGGCUCCAGGUAAGUCAGCAAUCGAGGUGUCUCACUUUCUGGAAUGGAUGAGCCUAGAGCCUCAGUCGGUGGUGUGGCUUCCUGUUUUGCACCGGGUGACCGUGGCUGAGACCGCCAAGCACCAGGCACGCUGCUACAUCUGUAAGCAGUGCCCAAUCAAGGGCUUCAGAUACCGAAGUCUGAAACAGUUCAAUGUGGACAUCUGCCAAACAUGUUUCCUGACGGGCCGGACUACCAAGGGCAAGAAACUACACUACCCCAUCAUGGAGUACUACACCCCGACGACCUCAGGCGAGAAGAUGCGGGACUUUGCAAAGACGCUAAAAAACAAGUUCCGCUCGAAGCAGUAUUUUAGUAAACACCCUCAGAGGGGAUACCUGCCUGUUCAAUCAGUACUGGAGGUGGAGAGCUCUGAGACGCCCUGCUCAUCUCCCAGGCUGCCUCAUGCAGACACACACAGCCGGAUCGAGCAUUUUGCCAGCAGGUUGGCAGAAAUGGAGAACCAGAGCUGUUCCUUUUUCACCGACAGUCUCUCACCGGAUGAAAGUUUGGAUGAAGAUCAGUACCUCCUACGUCACUCCAGCCCCGCCCUCGAGCAGGACUCCCCCCACGGCCACCUGCUGGCCCACCUGGACUGCCAGGACAGAGAAGAGCUGCAGCGCACCCUCCAACGCCUUGAAAACGAGAACAGGGUGCUGCAGGGCGAGUAUCGGCGACUGAAGUGGAAGCACGAAGAGGCAGCAGCUUCACCCCAGCUGCUGGAGUCGGGUCCCGGUUCACCGGCCGGUCAGCAGGACGAGGAGCUCCUAGCCGAGGCUCGAGUCCUUCGACAGCACAAAACCCGCCUGGAGACGCGCAUGCAGAUUCUGGAGGACCACAACAAGCAACUGGAGUCCCAGCUACGCAGACUUAGAGAACUACUGCUGCAGAUUUCAUCAUUUUGUCCUGUCUACCAGCCCAAAGAUGACUCGGAGGCCAACGGUUCGGCUCCUUCCUCUCUGUCCUCUCCUGUGUCAGGGGGAGGCCACCAGGGGGAGCCUCCCAGCAGAGAGACCACAGACACAGAAGCUGCAGGUGAUGAUUUGGAUCAUGAGCAGGACACUGUACUGCAGCUGCAGCAGGUAAUCGAACAGCUGAGGAACGUCUUCCCAUCUGAGCCAGGUCCAUGAGGAACCUGAAGCAAAUCUCAGAGGCCUAUAAUUGUGCAGGCAUCGUAUUGCUCGUUAUUGUGGGCAAGGUCUUAAGAAAGCGGGGCUGGCGAAUCCAUGGACAGACGAGGAGAAGGUCAGGACAACCUUCUCGGCCUGCGCCCAUUUGCCAAUCCCAAAGAGCUGUGGGAUUAUCUGAGUGCUAACUAAACAAACUAAUGUUUACAUGGUGCCAAAGGCCUGCACUGAUCCGGACACUGUGCUAACCCGUGUAGUAAUGCAAGGUGUGUGGCUUCAUCAGUACAGCACAAGAACCACAAACAGGACUUACACCACGCAGAAGGGGAUCUCUCCUUAGGUCCCUGUGCCAGCAACUUCUCUGUGUGUAUGUUUAUUUUUUUCGUUUUAAAAUGGUUUACUAUUUUCUGUGACUCACUCAUGCACAUAAAAAGAAAUAUACACACAUACCGAUGGUAAGUCGUGCUUGGCAAUGCGUGGCCCUUGUUCUGUGAAGCAGAAAAGAGCAGAUUCCCUUGAACUGUCGGGACACACAGCAAGCUUAUUUACACUGUAAGGACGACACGUCUUCUGUUGAGGCUAGCAUUUAUUUAAAAUGCCAAAGUGCCCAUGAGCAUUGUGCUCCUGCCCUGUCUUUCUCUUUCUCACCCCGCUCUUUCUCUCUUUUACAUAAUAUUGUUUCAUCACUCUUAAAUGCAUAUAAACACAGACACACACUGCACAAAUCAUUUUCUUGAUCAGUAUUUUUGCCUUGUUUUUAAUCACAAAUAUAUAAACACCUUUCAAACAACAUACACUACCAUUCAAAAGUCUGGGACCAGUAAGAAUUUUUUUUGAUAAGAUAAGAAAUGUGUCUUGAACACUAAAUCAGCAUAUUAAAAUGAUUUCUGAAGGAUCAUUAGACAGUAAAGACUGGAGUAAUGACUGCUGAAAAAAAUCAGUGUUGUCAUCACAGGAAUAAAUACAUUUUUAAAAUAAAAUAGAAAAGUUAUUUUAGUUUGUAAUAUUUUACAGCUACUGUUUUUUAUUUUUUUAAUACAGCCAUACAGCCAAGUAUGGAAGCCCUUUUCUGCCACUGAAUAAAAACAAAAAAAAAAGGUAGUUGCAACUUUUUAUCUCAUAAUAAAUUAAAAUUGUGAGUUUGUCUCACAAAGUCAGAAUUGCAAGAAAAAAGUCAGAAAUGCGAGAAAGUCAGAAUUGUGAGACACAAACUCACAUUUGCGAGAAAAGUCAGAAUUGCGAGUUUUUAUCACAAUUUUAAGAAAAAAAUCAGAAUUGCAAGAAAAACACCAGAAUUGCAAGAUACAAACUCACAUUUGCAAAAAAAAAGCAGAAUUGCAAGUUUUUAAUCACAGUUUUUAGAAAAAAAAUUCUGAAUUGCGACUAUCAAAAUUGAUUAAAAAAAAAGUCUCAAUUGAGUUUUUAAUCACAAUUUUAAGAAACAAAUCUGAAUUGCAAGUUUAUAUCACUUAAUUCUGAGAAAAAAGUCAGAAUUGCAAGAAAAAAAAAUUCUGAAUUGCGAGAUACAAACUAGCAGUUGCGAGAAAGUCAGAAUUGUGAGAUACAAAUUCACAUUUGCAAAAAAGUCAGAAUUGCAAGUUUUUAUCAAUUUUAAGAAAAAAAUCUGAAUUGCGACUUUAUAUCUCUGUUUUGAGAAAAAAAGUCAGAAUUGCAAGAAAAACAUCAGAAUUGCGAGAUACAAACUCACAAUUGCGAGAAAAUCUGAAUUGCUAGAUACAAACUCACAUUUGCAAAAAAAGUCUGAACUGAGAGUUUUUAAUCACAGUUUUAAGGAAAAAAUGUGAAUAACAAGUUUAUAUCACUUAACUCUGAGAAAAAAGUCAGAAUUGCAAGAAAAAAAUCAGAAUUGCGAGAUACAAACAGCAAUUGCAAAAAAAAAAAUUUAGAAUUGCAAGUUCAAUUUUAAGAAAAAAAUCUGAAUUGCGACUUUAUAUCUCUUAAUUUUAAGAACAAAAGUCAGAAUUGCAAGAAAAACGUCAGAAUUACGAGAUACAAACUCAUAUUUGUGAGAAAAAAGUAGGAUUGCGAGUUAUCAAAAUUUGAAGAAAAAUCUGAAUUCUGAAUUUGUAUCACUUAAUUCUGAAAAAAAAGUCAAAAUUACACGAUUCUGACUUUAUUUCUCCCAAUUGUGACUUUUUCUGACUUUAUUUUCACAACUGAGUUUAUAUAAAAAAAGGCAUUUUAAGAUACAAACCUGAAUUUGUAAGAAAAAAAGACAAUUGUGAGAUACAAACUUGCAUUUGAGAGAAAAAAAAAGUCAGAAUUGCAAAUUUUUACUCACAAUUCCAAGAAAAAAGUCAGAAUUGCGAGAAAAAGGUCAGAAUUGUGAGAUACAGACUCGAAAUUGUGAGAAAAAAGCCUUGCAAUUCUUACUUUAUUUUUCGCAAUUGUGUUUUUACAUUAUGCAAUUCUGAGAAAAAUUUUUUUAGAAUUGUAAAAUAAAAAGUUGCAAUAACAUUUUUUUUUUUAAUUCAGUGACAGAAACAGGCUUCUAUACAUAAGAGACUUCUUUCAAAAACGAACAGCAACAAAAAAAAAGUCGUACCACCUCCUAUCUCUUCAAUGUGAGAGUGUAUUAUGUAAUAGAGAGCAGCCUUAUUUUCAACUGGCAAAACAGUUGAUUUGUCAGUUAUUUCAAAAUAUGCCUAUUUAGUUAUUAAAAACUGGGCAAGUUUAAAUUAUUUUCUGUGGUAACACACAUUAUGCAAUGAAUGUUGUCGACUGGGCGUAACUUUUAUUGAACCCAAAACAUUCCUAACUAAAUUUAGUGAGAUAUAUUACAAUUUGCUUUUUAGAUAAAUGUUUAAGUUUGUUUAGGUAUUUGUAUUGAAAAACAAGACAAAACCUUGAUUAAUAAAUUGAUUUUUGUGCAGUGUAGCCACUCACACAGAAAGGAUCUACUGAGGAGAUGAGCGGAUUUCUCAGCUGUUGGUUUUCCGGUCACAAGGGAAAGGUCUUUAAGCAAUGGAGAUUUGUAGUGUUGUUUUGUUGUCAGAGCACUUGCCGUUAAAUUACAGCUGUCCAGUGUGGCAUGAACCAGAAAGCAGAUAUUCAAGGAGAUGACUUAACGCCAGGUUCGGUCCCUUUCACCUUGGCAUGGUAGGGUCUUUUACACUCAAGUCACAGCCUGACUCAUUUUAAACCGAGCACAGCUCUUAUUAUGCCUUAAGACUUCAAAGCUCCCCCUUUUUUUUUUUUCUAAAGAAUACCAGCCUUACAGCUCUCUGUCUUAUUGUCAUCUUCCCGAUGUAAGUAUUUUGUUUACCAAACGCUGUUCUCCAGAUCUCAGCAUUUCCACAAUCUGAGGAGGAAAAUGAAAGCGAGUGUGUGGAAGGAUUAUUUUACAUUAUGCCGAGGGAGGAGGACGGCAAAUGGAUCACGCUCUUUGUAAACAGAAAAAAGCCUUUUUUGGUGGAGUGAUUUACUGUGGGGUGUCAGAUUUAUAUGAGCAGAGUAGAUGCUGGGGGUGUAGCGAGUACAAAAAGAGAAAAAGAUAGCGAGCGAGGAAGAGAUAGCAAAUGGGAAAGAGAAAAGUGUGUAAAUAUUCACUGUGAUGGGUUGUGGCACUGCAGCCCCUGCAAACAGGAAUGAGAUUAUUGCAGCUGAGAGAGCAUGAGAUGGUCUCUAUUUGUUUUGGCAAACAUGUUGGAAGUAUAGCAUUUCCUCGCUCUCCAUAAAAACACAAAGUGACCCCUGUUGCACCGUAGGCUUUGCUCGAAUCCCACCGCGCCGUCACCGGCUUUCUUUUGCGCGCUUCGUGAUCUCAUUUUACAUCACAGUGGCGAGCUGUCUGUUUGUUUUGAUGCGGUUGCUAAGGAACUGUCCCCAAGGACACGGCGCUCCAGGUUAGUCUUUAGAAAGGUGGGGUGACUUUAUAAUGGAGGAGAUACAAAUAAGCAUAUGGAGGAAGAGAGAGACAGAGAGGGGGACUCAGGUCCCCUCCGCCCCAUAUGCCUGCCUCUGUUUAACUUGCAUGGCUCCUCAUUAAGAUCAACAUCUGGUGUUCUAUCCACAGCGACACCCAUUUAUCAUUCCACAGCUUCGUCGGGACAAAAGCACCUCACACAUACAAACGCGCACAUUGAAGUAGGCGCAAUGCGAUUUGUUUUCUUUCUCCAGCUCCCGCUCUAUUCCAUGCCAAACAGUCUCAACUGAUUCAGCUCUGAACGUGUGGAUUGUCUGAAGUCAUUUCAACACUGCAGAAAUAUAUUUUGGUCUUUUUUUCCCAGUACAAUAUCCAAACAUCCUUAAAACAAGACACAUUUACUAAAUGUAAUAUUACAACUUUUUUUCAGAGUUACAUUACUUUUACCAAAUCCUAUAUAUGAAAGCAUAUUUUACAUAAAUCUUGAAUUAUUUUUCCUAAUAAAUAUCCAAUUGGGUUAGAAUACAAAAUGAUUAUAUAUUGAUUAUAAAUGACUCCUGUUUUAAGGAUAUUUAGAUAUUUUUACAAGAAAGCAAGACAAAAAUAUUAAGAAGUGAUUUUAAGAUUAUAGAAAGGGAGAUGAUUUAUUAAACAUUUUUACAAAUUAUGAUAUUUAGAGCUUCAACAUGGUAGCAAAUCAUGUAGCAUUAUGUAAUACAUUUAUAAUUCUCCUAUAUGCAUACUCCUAUUUGCAAAAUAUUCUCCAUUCUGGCAUAUAUGUAUAUCCAUUAUUCCUUAAUAUGGUCUUUUUAACUCAUAAUUGUUCCCUUGUCUACUUUUAGAAAAUGCGAUGUACUGAAAUUAUGGGCUGUGUUAAUUACACAAGGAAAUAUUUUGUGAUUUUACGGCAUUGCUAAGGGCUGCCUGAGCUAUAUUUAGCCAUUUGCCUCAUUAACAAAUGCACUCAUUAUUUUUGUUUGUACGUAGCAGACCUUUGUGUCACGACCCCAAUACAUCUCUGGCUUUGCAGGCUUGUUUGUAAUAUUCAACUACACAACAGGGCAUCUACUGAUUUAACCUCUGAAACCUGUGGCAUCGCCAUUACACACCAUGACGUGUUGUGUUGUUUUCAGGUCAGAUGACCUCUGUUCCUGCAGUAUGCAUUGUGUUCUUAUUUUCAUGUGCAAUGCAGUUAAUUUUUUUUAAUCAUUAACGCCAUAAUUAAUGUCUAAGUUUGUUGUUUUUGUGUUUUUAAUCUGUACAAAAUGUGAAAGGAAGGCGUUUUAAAAAUGAAUGAGUUACUGGCUGCUUUCUACUCAUUGUGUACAAAGAAAUAAAUUUUUAUUUGUUAUA